AUGGACAACGGCGAACCCCAAGGAGCAGCAGCCGGAGCCCCGGCUUCCAUCUCAUCGGUUGCAGUCCGACUUCCGCCGUACUAUGACAGAAACCCGAGGGUCUGGUUCCUGCAGGCUGAGUCCCAGUUUCAUCUCAGUGGUGUGACGAGCCAGGAGAGCAAGCAUCAUCAUGUCGUCUCGGCGCUGUCGUUGGCAGCAGCCGACGAAGUAUACGACAUCCUUGCGCAACCGUCGGCCACAGCUUCCUACGACCAGCUAAAGGCGGCUCUCCUGCAGAGAACCGAGGCAUCAGAUCGCUCCCGCCUUCAAGAACUUCUUUCGGCGGAAGAACUCGGCGAUCGACGUCCGUCUCAGCUGCUAAGGCGGAUGACUCAGCUCCUUGGAGAUCGCGCCAACACGAUCGGCGACGCUCUGCUGCGGGAGCUAUUUAUUCAGCGCCUCCCAACCAACGUCCAGAUGGUGUUGGCCACCGCUACUGCUCUCGACCUCACAGGCCUCGCAGACCUGGCAGACGCAGUUGUUGAAGUUGCCACUCCACCCGUCGCCAGCGUUACAUCGGCGGCAGAAGACGGAAGUGAAGCUAUGCCUGCCCCGCCAAGCACUCCAUCGUUUGACGGCAACCUCGAGCGGCUUUGCCAGCGGUUGGAAGAGAGUGUUACCGCGGCCACUCACCGGCGAGAUCGUCCACGCACUCAACAACAACGUGGACGUUCGACAUCUCGUUGCAGAAAUGCUGACCGUUCCCGCUCCGCAAGUUCAGCGGACGUCUGCGUAUACCAUCGUCGCUUUGGCUCCGACGCCCGGCACUGCCUUCGUCCCUGCUCCUGGAGCAAACCGAUAGAGGCAACGAGUAGUCAGAACCUACCAGGAAGUCGCCUAUUUUACAUCGCCGACAGGACUACGGGAACCCGUUAUCUCGUCGAUACCGGGGCCGAGGUAAGCGCUGUUGCUGCAAAACGCGCGGAUUGAUCACAGACGCCCAUCUACUACCUUCGGGCUGUGAACAACUCGUCGAUCCCCGUCUACAAGGAACG
Molecule: messenger RNA, 1034 nt
Organism: Ixodes scapularis (black-legged tick)
Lineage: Eukaryota; Metazoa; Arthropoda; Arachnida; Ixodida; Ixodidae
Exons: 1
Coding region: 1-969 (322 amino acids)
Source: RefSeq, a predicted model, not a curated record